UACAAAGCCCGGCGGCCCCGACCGCUGGGAAAGACCGAUAAACUUUGAGUGGACCCAGAGAGAAGACAAUCUCUCUCUUUGUGCUGAGGGGGCUCCGGGGUGGUCGCGGACCUGGGCUCUGAGCGCUGGGAAGGGGAAGUGGAGGUCUCUGAAAGAUGAAUUUGGCUGAAAUUUGUGACAACGCAAAGAAAGGAAGAGAAUACGCACUUCUUGGAAAUUAUGACUCAUCGAUGGUAUAUUACCAGGGGGUGAUACAGCAGAUUCAGAGACACUGCCAGUCCGUCAGAGACCCAGCUGUCAAAGGCAAAUGGCAGCAGGUUCGACAGGAAUUAUUGGAAGAAUAUGAGCAAGUUAAAAGUAUUGUCAGCACUUUGGAAAGUUUUAAAAUCGACAGAGCCCCAGAUUUCCCUGUGUCCUGUCAAGACGAACCAUUUAGAGAUCCUGCUGUCUGGCCACCCCCUGUACCCGCAGAACACAGAGCUCCACCUCAGAUAAGGCGUCCUAAUCGGGAAGUAAGACCGCUGAGGAAAGAAAUGCCCGGAGGAGGAGGCCGGGGACCUGUGGGCCGAGCACAUCCCAUAUCGAAGAGUGAGAGGCCCUCUGCGAGUAGGGACAAGGAGUGCAGAGCGAGAGGGAGAGACGACAAGGGAAGGAAAAAUAUGCAAGAUGGUACAAGUGAUGGUGAAAUUCCAAAAUUUGAUGGUGCUGCAUAUGAUAAGGAUCUGGUGGAAGCCCUUGAGAGAGACAUCAUAUCUAGGAAUCCAAGCAUUCAUUGGGACGACAUAGCAGAUCUGGAAGAAGCUAAGAAGCUGCUAAGGGAGGCUGUUGUUCUUCCUAUGUGGAUGCCUGACUUUUUCAAAGGGAUUAGAAGGCCGUGGAAGGGUGUGCUGAUGGUUGGGCCGCCAGGCACUGGUAAGACCAUGCUCGCUAAAGCCGUCGCCACCGAGUGUGGCACAACGUUCUUCAACGUCUCCUCGUCCACCCUGACGUCUAAAUAUAGAGGUGAAUCUGAGAAGUUAGUCCGUCUCUUGUUUGAAAUGGCUAGAUUUUAUGCCCCUACCACGAUCUUCAUUGAUGAGAUAGAUUCUAUCUGCAGUCGAAGAGGAACCUCUGAUGAACACGAGGCAAGUCGCAGAGUCAAGUCUGAACUGCUCAUUCAGAUGGACGGAGUCGGAGGAGCUUUAGAGAAUGACGAUCCCUCCAAAAUGGUUAUGGUCCUGGCCGCUACUAACUUCCCGUGGGACAUCGAUGAAGCUUUGCGCAGGAGGUUAGAGAAAAGGAUAUACAUACCUCUCCCUACAGGUUUUUUGGCUCCAGACAACUCUUUACUGAUAUUUCUAAAUUUCCAGGUGACUUGUUAAUAAAAACAGGAAAAAUAGUCAGGUAAUGUCAUCCAGUUUAUUCUUUUUAUUUUACCUCUCUCGUUUCUCGAUUGACUUUAUUUUAUAUGUAUAGAUGUAACCUAGGUUCUGCCUUGUCACCAGCAGAGUGUAGGUUUCUGUCACUUGGAAGUCACAACAGACAGGGAGUUAAUACAGCCAUUCUCCUCCUGUGAAAGGACUCCCACUUGGUUUUCAAACCUGUAAAUGAGCUUCAGUUUUACGGCCUCUGAAAUGACUAAAUAUUGCCCUUUGGAAAACCUGAAUCUUUGCACACAGCAUUUCCAGAGUCUACUACCUCAGUUAACCAGGCUUAGUUUUAGGUGGGAAGGAAUUGAAACCAGACUGCAAUUCAGUUCAUCAGCUAUGCAGGCUUGUUUGUUUAAGCACUUCCUUCUCUCGUCUCUCACUAACUUUUUUUAAGGCUGCGAUUUUAAUUGAAAAUAUCUGUUGUUCUCCCUUGGGCAGAGCCCGGUGGUCCACGCUGAGCUCUGUAAAGUGUCCGAGCUGGUCUCCCCUGUUGUUGUAACCAGCUCCACCCCUUAGAUGUGCUUCAUUUCAAGGAGCAGUUUUAGACCCAGCACACCUCCUCCCGUUUUUUCAUAGCUUCAUUAAUGCAGACUCAUGGGACAGCAUUAAAAACCUUGGGACCUAACUGUUGCCUGUGCCCUUUCUCCAAGGACAUACAUACUUUGUGAAAACACACAGAGGUGGACACGGGUCUGCUCACGUGGGUGCAGCAGCAGUGCAGUGGGGGUGGCCUCUGGUUCACACUGUGUAGACAGUGUCCAGCGAGACCACUGUGUGUUAUGAUGGUCUGUGUUUUGCUAAGAUCUUUGUUUCAGUGUAUGCCUCCCAGUAUUUUGAACCUAAGUUGAAGAAAAAGAUGUUUCUAAAUUGUGUUUACUAACCAUGCUUUUCUUUACGUUUUGUGUGGCUACAUUGCUGGUCUCCUGAGCUUAGCUGUGUCUGUGCACAGGCUGUAAUUUGGUAAUAAAUUUCUAGAGUGUUGCGUGUCAGUGUUUUCUUUGCGGUUCAUGUUUGAUCUACAGUCGCUGGUCCACUUAACUGCUGCCAGCUGGGAGUGUCAGACCCCUUCACUAGUGAGGGAUGGCUCUUUCCAGAGUUUUAGUUCUUAUAAAAUCACAUACUGUAACCCUGACCAAAAAUGUGUUUGCUGUGCAUUAUGCUAAUAAUUUCAAGGCUGAUGCAGGUAAGAUAAGUGUGGGUUUUCUAUGAAUUCUACCUGGCUUAAUAAAUACCCCUGUCUCAUUUGUGUAGCCCCAUUGCAAAGUGGGUGUUCUGUAAGGGGAACUUUCCAGAUGACUGUGCCUUAUUUUAGGAACCCCCCAAAAUGAUUUUUUUAAUUUAUAGACUAUGUUUUGAGCAGUUUUAGGUUUUCAGGAAAAUUAAACCUAUGUGUGAGGUGAGUUCUCAUCUUCCUCCCCCUCCCCCCAUUUCCCCUUUUAUUAAUAUCUUGCUUUAGUGUGAUGCACUUGUUUAUACUGUAACUGAAUCAGUAUUGAUACAUUAUUAUUGCUGAAGUUCAUGGUUUACAUCGCAGUUCAUUGGGUUUGGAUAAAAGUAUAAUGUCCUGGAUCCACCAUUACAGCGUCACACAGAAUAGCUCCACCGAUCCAGCAUCCCCACCGGCUCUGCCUCUUCAUCUCUGCCCCUCCUCCUAACUGCUGGCGACCUUUCUACUGUCCCCACGGUUUGCCUUUUCCAGCAUGUCAGUCAGUUGUAAUCACACAGUAUGUACCCUAUUGAGACAGGCUUCUUUCACUUAGCGAUAUGCAUUUAAGGUUCCUCCUUGUCUUCUUGUGGCUUGAUAGUUCAUUUCUUUUCUUUUUUUUUAAUAUUUUACUUAUUCAUCAUUGUAUUGCUUAAUUAUUUGGCAGGGGGGGAUAAUUAGGUUUAUUUAUUUUUAGAGGAGGUACUGGGGAUUGAACCCAGGGCCUCGUGCCUGCUAAUAAGCAUGUGCUUUACCGCUUGCGCUGUACCCUCCCCCUAUAGUUCAUCUCCCUUUAUCAUGGAAUAAUGCCCCAUCAUACGGAUGUACCGGUUUGUUUACCCAUUCACCUAUGGAAGGGCAUGUUGGUUGCUUCCAGGUUUCAGCAAUUAUGAAUAAAACUGCUGUAAACAUUUCUGUGCAGGGUUUUGCGUGGACAUAAGUGUUCAACUCAUGUGAGUAAACACCUGAGAGUACAGUUGCUGGAAUAUAUGGUGAGAGUAUGUUUAACUGUAAGAAAUGGCGGAACCGUCCUCCACAGCGGCUGUACCAGUUUGUGUCCCGACCAGCAGUGAACGAGCCCCUGUCGUUCCACCCUCUCGAGCAUUUGGAGCAUUUGGUGUCGUCUGGGCUCUGAUUGUGCCAUUCUCAUGGGUGUGUUGUGGGUUCGCAUUGUUGUUUUAAUUUCUCAAAAUGUUCUCUAAUUGACGUGAUGUUCAGCAGCUUUUCAUAUGUUCAUCUGUUUUUUAAUUGGUUCUUAUUGAAACUUCGCUAAAAGAUACCACACUUGUUCUCUGAUUUUGUAAAACAGAAUCUGAACGCAACCUUUUCUUUGUGACUGAGUUCUCCUUGUGAUGUGCUGCCCUCAGCAGCAGUGCAGGGGCGCAGGGCUGUCACUAAGUGGUCUGUGAAUUUCGGUGUUUGCCUUUAUAGCAUUUUUACUCUUCUGUUACCAGGCUGUCAACCUCUAUUUCUCUUCCAGUUUCUAACCUCCAGUCUAACCUAGUGACGAGGAAACAGUCCGGGCUUGUUAGAAUCGUGGGGAAACUAGGAGUUCAGCCUCUGGGGGAAGGAGUGAUGGGAGAUCAGUUCUGGGGACAGUGGUGUCUGUGUCAUUUCUCUUGGCUAUCUGUGGCCUUCCUAGCUUCAUCUGGUUCCCAGAGAGUUCCAGGUAGACCAAGUGUGAAGUAGAUGUCUCUGCAUAAUUACUUGUCGUGCAGUUGUAUCAUAUUUGUAGCUGGAAGGCACCUGGCAACAAUGGCAUCCCAUGGCUCCACCUUCAUUUCUUGCUGUGACCAGUGAGGAUUUGAUCUCUUAAAGGGAAUAAAGGAAAAGAAUGAGGGGCAGAAUUAAUCAGGGACAAAAACAGAACGCAUGUGCGGCUGGAGCCUUCCCUUCAGUCCUUUCUGCUCUCUAUGCCGUGUGCUGCCUGUGCCGACUGGCUCCUGUGGCUGGGCGUACUUGGGUGCUGGGUGAACCUGGGUCCCGGGGCAUUUGCCCACAGCGAGGGCUUCAGUUGGAAACUGCAAGGAAGCAUUGGCCAGCAGGGGUCAGCUGCUGCCUUGCAGGGGGUUGAGCAGAAAGGCAGGGUGGGCACCAGUCUCACCUGGCUGAUUCCAUCAGCUCAGGCUCAGAUUUGGGGGCUGAUGCCGACGUGCCUUCCUGCCUGCCUGCUGGAUGCCACCGCCAGCUGCACCUGGCCCGGCCGACUCGCGUUCACCUGGGCUUCCUCCCGCUCGUACAGCUGUCGCUCCGCCCCCACCCGCCAGCGCAGGUGGGAAAAGGAGUCAACGGAGAGAGCCUGUGUGUUCAGUGCCUCCUUCCUGUCCUCUGUGGGGUCGUAAAAGUCUUAUGGCCAAGUCUUCCCUAAUUUUCAUUUUUCUAAGAUCUUCUCAGGACCUUUCCUGUAAGUCUUCAGAGACUCAGCAGCCGCCUGAGUCAGUGAGACGUGAAACUGGGAACAAGUGACUUGGUCCCCUCGUCCUACAGGUGAAGGAACUGAACCCAGGCAGGGUUUAGGAUAGGUGUUCAGGAUCCCACUCUGAACUGGGAAACAGGACUUGCAUCCGUUUCUCAUCUUGAAGAAUGCUGCACAGAAGGUGUAAGGAAAGCCAGUGAGACAGCAGAAAGUUUGCCGAGGGCCUCUCGGCCUCUGAAGCACGAUGCCAGUACAGACGAGUCACCCAGGCUGGUCAGUAGGAAUGAGAAACAGCAGGCGAACUGGCGUCGUAGGACUGGAGCUGACACUCACCGUGUUUGCUGUUUGCUAGAUGCUUUACUUCUGUUGCUCUGUUAGAUCCACUCAUUAGUUCCAAGAUACAUUUACUAUUACUCUCUUCACAGAAGAAGAAACUGAGGCCUACAGAGUGAUGCGCUCUAGUCGUUUGGCUCCUGAGAAGCAAAGCGAUGGAACCUAAGUCAGUUUAGUCCCAGAGCCUAGUCCUUUGCCAUGUUCCGAGGUUACUUUCAACGGUGUUAAAUGCAAAAGUACUGAAUUCUUGAAGUAAAUAUGUCAACAUUCA
Molecule: messenger RNA, 5633 nt
Organism: Vicugna pacos (alpaca)
Lineage: Eukaryota; Metazoa; Chordata; Mammalia; Artiodactyla; Camelidae
Source: RefSeq, a predicted model, not a curated record